AUGGCGGCGGUGCGGGCGCUGCGCGGGGCCGUGAACGGCGCCGGGCCCGGCGGGCCCCGCGAGCAGGCGGCGGCGCUGACCCGAGACUUCCUGUCCCAGCCGCGCCUCACUUACAAAACCGUGUCGGGUGUGAACGGGCCCCUGGUUAUCCUGGACCAGGUCAAGUUCCCCAGGUACGCCGAGAUCGUGCACCUGACCCUGCCCGACGGCACCAGGAGGAGUGGGCAGGUGCUGGAAGUCAGUGGCUCCAAAGCUGUGGUCCAGGUGUUUGAAGGCACUUCAGGGAUUGAUGCCAAGAAAACGUCCUGUGAGUUCACCGGGGACAUCCUGCGAACCCCGGUCUCGGAGGACAUGCUCGGCAGAGUGUUCAAUGGAUCAGGGAAGCCCAUAGACAGAGGCCCCAUUGUCUUGGCUGAGGAUUUCCUGGACAUUAUGGGGCAGCCAAUCAACCCCCAGUGCCGGAUCUAUCCGGAGGAGAUGAUCCAGACCGGGAUUUCAGCCAUAGAUGGCAUGAACAGUAUUGCCAGGGGCCAGAAAAUCCCCAUUUUCUCAGCUGCUGGGCUGCCCCACAACGAGAUCGCGGCUCAGAUCUGUCGGCAGGCCGGCUUGGUGAAGAAAUCCAAGGAUGUGAUGGAUUACAGCGAGGAGAACUUUGCCAUCGUCUUUGCUGCCAUGGGGGUGAACAUGGAAACCGCUCGGUUCUUCAAGUCAGACUUCGAGGAGAACGGCUCCAUGGACAACGUGUGCCUGUUCCUGAACCUGGCCAACGACCCCACCAUCGAGCGCAUCAUCACGCCGCGCCUGGCCCUGACCACGGCCGAGUUCCUGGCGUACCAGUGUGAGAAGCACGUGCUGGUCAUCCUGACGGACAUGAGCUCCUACGCCGAGGCUCUCCGAGAGGUGUCAGCAGCCCGUGAGGAGGUGCCUGGGCGCCGUGGCUUCCCCGGCUACAUGUACACCGACCUGGCCACCAUCUACGAGCGCGCCGGGCGCGUGGAGGGCAGGAACGGCUCCAUCACGCAGAUCCCCAUCCUCACCAUGCCCAACGACGAUAUUACUCAUCCCAUCCCUGACUUGACUGGGUACAUCACUGAGGGGCAGAUCUACGUGGACAGGCAGCUGCACAACAGGCAGGUAUUUACCCCCCCCAUCAAUGUCCUGCCCUCGCUGUCCCGGCUGAUGAAGUCGGCCAUCGGCGAGGGGAUGACCAGGAAGGACCACGCCGACGUGUCCAACCAGCUGUACGCCUGCUACGCCAUCGGCAAGGACGUGCAGGCCAUGAAGGCCGUGGUGGGCGAGGAAGCGCUGACCUCGGACGAUCUCCUGUACCUGGAGUUCCUGCAGAAGUUCGAGAAGAACUUCAUCGCUCAGGGGCCCUACGAGAACCGCACCGUGUACGAGACCCUGGACAUCGGCUGGCAGCUGCUCCGCAUCUUCCCCAAGGAGAUGCUCAAGAGGAUCCCCCAGAGCACGCUGGCCGAGUUCUACCCUCGGGAUGCCAAGCACUAGCCCGGCUCGCCGUGCCCCCGCUCCCUGCGGCGCCGGUUUGGUUCCCUUUUUUUUCCCGUGUGUUGGUGUUUUUUUUUCCCUGUCGCCCUCCCGGCUCCAGCCAGCAGCAGGUGAUGCUCGUGGCGGUGUUCCCCACGCUG
This is a messenger RNA of Hirundo rustica (Barn swallow), 1649 nucleotides long. It is a transcript of the gene ATP6V1B2, whose product is annotated as ATPase H+ transporting V1 subunit B2. Lineage: Eukaryota; Metazoa; Chordata; Aves; Passeriformes; Hirundinidae. The coding region runs from base 1 to 1509 and encodes 502 amino acids. Gene Ontology annotation, cellular component: proton-transporting V-type ATPase, V1 domain. The transcript is spliced from 14 exons. Gene Ontology annotation, biological process: ATP metabolic process; proton transmembrane transport. The record is from RefSeq and is a predicted model, not a curated record. Gene Ontology annotation, molecular function: ATP binding; proton-transporting ATPase activity, rotational mechanism.